Messenger RNA from Andrographis paniculata, 1450 nucleotides. Its product is annotated as floral homeotic protein APETALA 2-like. Gene Ontology annotation, molecular function: DNA-binding transcription factor activity; DNA binding. Gene Ontology annotation, biological process: regulation of DNA-templated transcription. The transcript is spliced from 9 exons. NCBI's taxonomy places the organism in Eukaryota, Viridiplantae, Streptophyta, Magnoliopsida, Lamiales, Acanthaceae. The record is from RefSeq and is a predicted model, not a curated record. The coding region runs from base 102 to 1163 and encodes 353 amino acids.
CCCCCUACCCCACCCUACCACCAUUACCCCCCCUCCCUUUACCCUGCCUCUGCUGCUGCCUUCCAUCCUCAUCCUCAACCUCAACCUCGACCUCAAAAGAGAUGUUUGAUCUCAAUCUCAGCGCCGAUCACAUCGCGAAGGCGAAUUUCACCGCGGAACCUUCAGAAUUCCGAUCGCCGGCGACGUCUCUCUCCUCCGCCGUGAAUGGCGGCGAUGGAGAGACAAGCUCCAGCAACGACACGCGCUCGGCGUCGCCGGUGACCCGGCAGCUAUUUCCGAUGACGCGACUCGGCCGGUUGGAUUUGGGGAGACAGACCGGUGGAGCGGUGAACCGGGUGGUACAACAAGAGCAGCACCAGGUACAACGCGGUCAAGCGAAUAAGAAGAGCCGGCGGGGCCCACGCUCUAGAAGCUCCCAGUACAGAGGAGUAACUUUUUAUAGACGUACAGGCAGAUGGGAAUCCCAUAUUUGGGACUGUGGGAAACAAGUUUAUUUGGGAGGAUUCGACACUGCUCUUGCUGCCGCUAGAGCAUAUGACAGAGCAGCAAUUAAAUUCAGAGGCAUCAAUGCUGAUAUUAAUUUUGAUCUAUGUGACUACGACGACGACAUUAAACAGAUGAGGAAUAUGUCGAAGGAGGAAUUUGUGCAUAUACUCCGGAGACAAAGCACGGGAUUCUCGAGAGGAAGUUCCAAGUAUAGAGGAGUGACACUACACAAAUGUGGCCGAUGGGAGGCCCGAAUGGGACAAUUUCUUGGCAAGAAGUACAUAUAUCUUGGGCUAUUCGAUACUGAAGUAGAGGCUGCAAGAGCCUACGACAAGGCGGCCAUCAAGUGCAAUGGGAGAGAUGCAGUCACAAAUUUUGAAUCCGGCACUUUCAAUGGCGACAAGAUGGAAUCACAGCCACACAUAGAAGAUGGAUUGAGGGGUGUUGAUUUGAAUUUGGGGAUGCCAACAGCUUCCGGCAGCUGUAAUCCUUAUGAUGCUCAAGAUUCGACAGCGUUUAAGGAAAUUCACCAGACACCGCCGCGAGCAAAUGCAGCAUCAUCAGGAUUCUCGUCGCAGGCUUACUCCGACUCGACGGCGUCGCCAUAUUCGACACCUGUUAGUUUCUGUUUCUCUUCUUGCAAAAGCCCAUCCCAGAUCAGGCAAUUCUUGCCUUGAUGAUUCACCUUUGUUUAUUAUUAUUAUUAUUAUUAUUAUUAUUAUUAUUAUUAUUAUUAUUAUUAUUUUGUUUGUUGAUCUGUUGACCAAGAUUGUAGCCUCAUGGUGUAAUUUUUGUUGGUACUGAUUUGGGAAAAUGGAAAGAAAGGUUUCAUAACAUGAUAAAUAGUACCAGGAAUUGAUGGCUCAAACAUAGAAUCCUACGCCAUUUGAGGUUCCUAAGUUGGCCUGUGAUGUAGUAUUACUGCCUCCAUCUUUAAUUUGAGAUAUUUUAAAAUUCAUGCAAC